CUCAGCUCCGCUCCAGGAAGGCCACCUCCUCCCUACCCUCCUCCUCCCCCUCCUCUGCCUGCUGUCACCACUCACCGCUCAUAGCCUCGAGGGGGUGGGGACCCCAGGGCUGGACACACCCCACCGUGGCCCCAGAGCUCAGCUGGUCGGACAGACGCACAGUCGGAUACAAGGACCCCGGAGCCACGAGGUGGGCAGUGUGCCAGGGUCCCUCGCAGCCUCCUCAAGCCCUGUCCAGGCUAUGGGCAUCAAGACAGCACUGCCUGCAGCUGAGCUGGGUCUCUACUUCCUGGUGCUGAGUGGGUCCCUGGCCUAUGCUGGCCGGGGCCUCCUUGAAGCAUCCCAAGAUGGGGCCCACAGGAAGGCCUUCCGGGAGUCUGUGCGACCCGGCUGGGAGUACAUUGGCCGGAAGAUGGAUGUAGCUGACUUUGAGUGGGUGAUGUGGUUCACUUCCUUCCGAAAUGUCAUCAUCUUCGCCCUCUCUGGACACGUGCUGUUUGCCAAACUCUGCACAAUGGUUGCCCCCCAGCUCCGCUCCUGGAUGUAUGCUGUGUACGGAGCCCUGGCUGUGAUGGGCACAAUGGGCCCUUGGUACCUGCUGCUGCUGCUUGGCCACUGUGUGGGCCUCUACGUGGCCUCACUCUUGGGUCAGCCCUGGCUCUGUCUUGGCCUUGGCCUGGCCAGCCUGGCCUCCUUCAAGAUGGACCCCCUCAUCUCCUGGCAGAGCGGGUUUGUAACAGGCACUUUUGAUCUUCAAGAGGUGCUGUUUCACGGGGGCUGCGGCUUUACCGUGCUGCGUUGCACCAGCUUCGCACUGGAGAGCUGUGCCCGCCCUGACCGCCGCUACUCCCUAGCCGACCUGCUCAAGUACAACUUCUACCUGCCCUUCUUCUUCUUUGGGCCCAUCAUGACCUUUGAUCGCUUCCACACUCAGGUGAGUGAGGUGGAACCAGUGAGGCCCGAGGGCGAGCUGUGGCGCAUCCGGGCCCAGGCAGGUCUCAGCGUGGUGGCCAUCAUAGCAGUGGACAUCUUCUUUCACUUCUUCUACAUCCUCACCAUCCCCAAUGACCUCAAGUUUGCCAAUCGCCUCCCAGACAGCGCCCUCGCUGGCCUAGCCUAUUCAAACCUGGUGUAUGACUGGGUGAAGGCUGCGGUCCUCUUCGGUGUCGUCAACACCGUGGCGCGCCUGGACCACCUGGAUCCGCCUCAGCCUCCUAAGUGCAUCACUGCGCUCUACGUCUUUGGGGAAACACACUUCGACCGGGGCAUCAAUGACUGGCUUUGCAAAUAUGUGUAUGACCACCUUGGUGGGGAGCACUCUGCAGUGAUCCCAGAGCUGGUGGCCUCAGUGGCCACAUUUGCCAUCACCACUCUGUGGCUUGGGCCUUGUGACAUUGUCUACUUGUGGUCAUUCCUUAACUGCUUUGGCCUCAACUUUGAGCUCUGGGUACAGAAGCUGGCAGAACAUGGGCCUCUUGCACAAGUUGAGGCCCGUCUGUCAGAGCAGAUGUCCCGUAGGGUCCGGGCUCUUUGUGGGGCCAUAAACUUCUGGGCCAUCAUCAUGUACAACCUUGUAAGCCUGAACAGCUUCGAGUUCACAGAACUGGUCGCCCGACGUCUGCUACUUACAGGGUUCCCCCAGACCACGCUGGCCAUCCUGUUUGUCACCUACUGUGGUGUCCAGCUGGUGAAGGAACGUGAGCGAACCCUAGCACUGGAGGAGGAGCAGAGGCAGGACAAAGAGAAGCUAGAGUAGGUGGGAGGGGGCUCCUGGGUCCCAGGCCCAGGCGGGGCCAGAAGGGCCUCACUGACAGAAUAAAAGACUUUUCUACCACAGU
Molecule: messenger RNA, 1838 nt
Organism: Marmota flaviventris (yellow-bellied marmot)
Lineage: Eukaryota; Metazoa; Chordata; Mammalia; Rodentia; Sciuridae
Source: RefSeq, a predicted model, not a curated record